Schistosoma mattheei is the source of this 588-nucleotide messenger RNA. The record is from the annotation of a GenBank genome assembly. Lineage: Eukaryota; Metazoa; Platyhelminthes; Trematoda; Strigeidida; Schistosomatidae.
AUGGCUCAGAUAUGUGAUAUGGCUCAGGCUUCUGCUUGGUUACCUCUCGUUAGAGCCUCAGCGAUUGGAUGGGUACCGAUCGCUCAACAUCGUCUUCCGAAAAAUGUGUGCACAAAGGAUGAUUCAAAUCAAGAUAUUUAUGAGAAGAAGGCAAUUAUUAAUGUAAGCGGUCAGAGAUUUGAAGUACUUACAAGCAGUUUGAAUCAGUAUCCGCAUACUUUGCUUGGAUCAGAUGAGCGUGAUUACUUUUAUGAUGAGAAUAGUGGCGAAUAUUACUUUGAUAGAGACCCUGAAAUAUUUCGACAUAUAUUGACUUAUUAUCGUUGUGGGCACCUUCAUUAUCCUAAGAAAGAAUGUGUCAUGCAGUAUGAAGAUGAACUUGCUUACUUUCGAAUAGCAUCAGAAGCUCUAGGUGAUUGCUGCUACGAAGAUUACCAUGACAGUAAACGUGAAAAUUCAGAGCGUCUUCUGGAGAAAGAUCCUCAACCAAAGAGAAUGCUGAAGUGCCAAAGGAUUUUCGUAACAGACUUUGGCAGGCCUUCGAAAACCCAGAGUUUUCUACUACUGCGAUUGUCAUUUACUACGUAA